AAUUUCCUGGAAUCUGUGACAGCUUUUACCCCAAAAAUUCAAUCCGCCCUCUCCGACGCGCGCCUCGAUACCCUCCGCUGCGGCCAUGAAUCGAACAAUCCGUCGGCAUCUCCAGUGCUAAGGGGCUCCUAGCAGAGCCGUAUUCUCCCCUUCAACGCCCUCCGUCAUGGUUUCGGGAGCGGUGCGCCGCGCCGUGCUGCUCCCGCGCCGUGUUGGCGCCGGCCGUGGCCCAGCUCAAUUGCACCCUCCGAGCACCCCCCCGCGGGGCCCAACCUCUGACACCCAUGUCCGCACCAGAGGUGACUUUUCCAAGAGCCUGACGCCCGCCUCCCGUCUGCCGCCUCCGCGAGCGCCGGCCUUUGCGAGUACGCCCUCGAUAGCAGGACUUUUCUUCAAACCCCCUCCCGCAGAUGCCUUGACGGCCUUCGUCGGGCUGGGACGCCGCUGGGGCGCCCAGGCGGGCAUCCUGAGGGGAUUCUGCACAGGCCCAGCACUAUAUAGGCAGGUGGAUGUAGAUGUCACGUCUGCCAAGGGGCGGUCUGCGGCGCCCGCUCAGCCAGGCACCGCAUCAAAGGCUGUUGCCGUUAGGGAUGCGCAGGGCGGUGCGGUGGCAAAGAAGCCAGCAAACCCGGAGGCCGGCUCGGACGAGGAGCCGGGCCAGGUCGAGUUUGCCAAGAGCGAGAAGGCGCUCAAGGCGUCCCAGGUCAACAUGCGUGCGCGGCUGUCUAAGGAGAGCAAGACCGGCCAGCCCACCAGGGCCGGCUGGGCCGAGAUCUGGAGGCUGCUGAAGAUCGCGCGGCCCGAACUCAAGUGGCUGGGCGUGGCCUUUGCCUUCCUUCUCAUGUCGUCGGGCGUCACCAUGUCGAUCCCCUUCUCGGUCGGCCGCAUCCUGGACCUCGCGACGCAGGGCAAUGUCGAGGACACGCGCAUCCUGGGCCUGACGAUGACGCAGUUCUUUCUGGGCUUUGCUACGUUCCUGACGGUCGGCGCCGUUGCCAACUUUGGCCGCAUCAUCCUCCUCCGCAUUGUGGGCGAGCGCGUGGUGGCGCGCCUGCGUUCGCAGCUGUACCGCCGCACCUAUACGCAGGACGCCGAGUUCUUCGACGCGAACCGCGUCGGCGACCUCAUCUCACGCCUCAGCUCCGACAGCGUCAUUGUCGGCAAGAGCAUCACGCAGAACGUGUCGGACGGUAUGCGCUCGCUCGUCAGCGGCUGCGCCGGCGGCAUGGCCAUGCUUUGGCUGAGCCCCAAGCUGACGUCAAUCCUGCUGCUCAUGUUCCCGCCCAUCGCCAUCGGCGCCUUCAUCUACGGCCGCGCCAUCCGCAACAUCAGCCGACAGAUCCAGCGUAACCUGGGCACCCUGACCAAGAUUGCCGAGGAGCGGCUGGGCAACAUCAAGACGAGCCAGGCCUUCGUCGGCGAGAUCCAGGAGGUCCACCGGUACAACGCGCAGAUCAAGAAGAUCUUUGCGCUUGGCCGGCGCGAGUCCCUCGUGGCCGCCACCUUUUUCGGCUCCACGGGCUGGGCCGGUAACAUGACCAUUCUCGCUAUGCUUGUUGUGGGUGGCAACCAGGUGCGGUCCGGCGCCAUGUCUCUCGGAGACCUCACGUCGUUCAUGAUGUACACAGCCUUUGCUGGAUCCAGCCUGUUUGGUGUUUCAGGAUUCUACAGUGAACUGAUGAAGGGCGUUGGCGCUGCCAGCAGGCUGUUUGAGCUGCAGGACCGAGAUCCGACGAUCCCGUCCACAGUUGGAACCAAGGUCAAGUCGGCGCAGGGCCCAAUCAAGUUCUCCAACGUCAGUUUUGCGUAUCCGACGCGCCCCGCGGUCAACAUCUUCAACGGGCUGGACUUUGAAAUACCGUCUGGCAGCAACGUGUGCGUGGUCGGCCCGUCGGGUGGCGGCAAGUCGACGGUAGCCGGACUCCUUCUGCGCUUCUACAACCCAACGUCAGGCUCUAUCACAAUCAACGGCGUGGACAUCUCCAAGAUGAACGCCAAGUCCCUCCGGCGGCGCAUCGGCAUGGUGGCCCAGGAACCGGUGCUAUUCUCGGGCACGAUCGCAGAGAACAUCUCGUACGGGCGACCCGAGGCGACGCGGGCCGAGAUCGUGGCUGCGGCGCAAAAGGCCAACUGCGGCUUCAUCGGCGAUUUCCCCGAAGGACUAGAGACGCAAGUCGGGGCGCGCGGAGCGCAGCUUUCGGGUGGACAGAAGCAGCGCAUCGCCAUCGCGCGGGCACUGAUCAAAGACCCGGACAUCCUGAUCCUGGACGAGGCGACGUCGGCCCUGGACGCCGAGUCGGAGACACUGGUCAACUCGGCGCUGGCGCAGCUGCUGCAGGGCCGCAACACGACCAUCUCGAUCGCGCACCGGCUGUCGACCAUCAAGCGGUCAGACCGCAUCAUUGUGCUCUCGACCGAGGGCAAAGUGGCUGAGACUGGCAGCUACGCCGAGCUUAGCGCUAAUAAGGAGAGCGCAUUUAGCAAGCUCAUGGAGUGGCAGCUGAGCGGCGGCGACGUCAUUGAGCCCAGGGCGCCCCGGAGCAGCGGUCAUAUCACCGAGGCCGAGGAGAUUUCGGAGGACCUUGAGGCCGAGGACGAAGAUGCGGCCGAGGAGCCGGAAGAGUCGGACAAGAGCAGUCAGAAGAACAAGAACUAGAACUGAUGGGAUGGAAAGCGUAUUGAAAGGAAGGAAGAAAAAGGGGAAAUCUCUAUUGACUCUUCCUUUUGCGCAAAAGCGAUACUCCCUGAGAUAGGGAAAGAGAUAAUGGUGUACUCCUACAAACAUAUCUACGUCUGUUGACUGUUGUAACUAGAUAUACGAUAGAGGCGGCCCCUGACCGCUUCGGCUACUAGGUUUCCGUCUGGGCUGUAGGGGGCCCGAUACAAACGAGGGCACUCUCCACUCACGGCGAGGCGAGGCGACGAUGGGUGCUGAAGAGACAUAUAUACGCAAGGAGAAGGUUAGAUCAAGACUAACAGGAGGUUGCGCUCUCGACAGCUGUCGGCUGGUUCUCGAGCGACACAAGAACCCGGCGUGAGACCUGCAGGUACCUCAGGUACUCGGAUGCCGAGGUAUAACGGCUAGGUGGUGGGAUAGACCCGGGGAAUGUUAUCCAUUUCCCUGACGCAACCGAGCACUCCCGAUAUCCCAGCCAGAUGGCAACACCGCCCGCACAUACAGUUCGUCCCCUCUUUCUCUCUCGCAUUUUGACAGUCGGGUCGGCGGGUUGCAUGCGAGGGGGGAGGGUGCCACACAGGUGCAGCUUGGCAGCAGCGAACCCGCCAGGCCCGGGGUUGCCCAAUCGGGAUCGGACUCAAGGGUGCCCUGUGGGAGUGGGCUUAUGGAAGGAGGAAGAUAAUAAUAAUAAAAAAUGGAAAAGAGCA
Molecule: messenger RNA, 3384 nt
Organism: Gaeumannomyces tritici R3-111a-1
Lineage: Eukaryota; Fungi; Ascomycota; Sordariomycetes; Magnaporthales; Magnaporthaceae
Product: ATP-dependent permease MDL2
Exons: 2
Coding region: 167-2656 (829 amino acids)
Biological process (GO): transmembrane transport
Cellular component (GO): membrane
Molecular function (GO): ABC-type oligopeptide transporter activity; ATP binding; ATP hydrolysis activity
Source: RefSeq, a predicted model, not a curated record